AAGAGUUCUUCGCGCUACAGCUGACUCAGUUAUCCUGUAAACAGUUGUAGCGGCGUCUGAAAAAGGAGCUUAGAGACAGGCAGCGGGACACCAUGACGAUAAACACACUACCCAACGGGACCACUGUGACAGAACUGGGUCAGUUUCUGAAAAACCCACCGGAGGGUUUCACCGUGAAGGCCGUGGGCUCGGCUUACCAGGUCCAGUGCGGAGAAGAGAACCUGGUUUUCAUCGAUAAGUUUCACUCUGGGGAUUUUGAUGUAGUUUUCCAGAACUCACUAGGAAGGAAGCUUAAAAUGCAUAACUUGUGGGAGUAUACCAGCAUGAGGAAAAGUCUGCUGUCCAAGAGGAUCUAUGUGUUGGUUUCUCUCUGCGAUCAAAAUAUGCUAGAAACCAGCAAGAAGGGGCCCAUAAAGCCCAGAGUUCUGCAGGAGUACGUGUUGUCCGUCAAUGGUGGGAAUCCGAUGAUGAAGUGGCAGAUGGAGAGAGGCUUGGACUGGACCAUCUCCUCCGUGGCUGGAGAGAGCUACAGGGUGGAGAUUGACUUGAGUGAAGUCUUGCAGAGCUUGGCUGCUGAAGGCCUCAUUGCUGAGAACUUGAUGAAAUAUAAUCCAUCUUGGAAGGAUGCCUCCUUCACCCUGAAGUACUACUCUGAUGCCCUAUUUGACUUCCCUCACUGGUUCGGCCGCAGCAAAAGAUCAUUUCAGCUGAAACUGAUGAGAAACACAUGAGGGAGACCAUAAGGAUUGUAUCUGCUAAGUUUUCCAGCAUCUGUUGCUGCACAUUUUUAGGAAAACUGAAGAGGAGUGUUCUCAUCAGUGAAUGAGAAGCCAAUCAGUUGAACUCUGCUGCUUUGUCAGGAGUUUGGUAUUUGAGCUGCUGGCUUGGGAUUCAUCUGCUGGUCAGUGGGUGGAAAAGUACCAGCAAAGACUGAAAAGAAAUGUGGGAUGCCUUUGAGAUUAGUCAUAUU
Messenger RNA from Poecilia reticulata (guppy), 970 nucleotides. RefSeq names its product mesenteric estrogen dependent adipogenesis (gene medag). The record is from RefSeq and is a predicted model, not a curated record. NCBI's taxonomy places the organism in Eukaryota, Metazoa, Chordata, Actinopteri, Cyprinodontiformes, Poeciliidae.